Molecule: messenger RNA, 792 nt
Organism: Alternaria arbusti
Lineage: Eukaryota; Fungi; Ascomycota; Dothideomycetes; Pleosporales; Pleosporaceae
Exons: 3
Coding region: 1-792 (263 amino acids)
Source: RefSeq, a predicted model, not a curated record
AUGUCAUGUGGCGCGACCCCAAAGUCUCCAGCUCCGGAAUGGAUGUCCCUCGAGAACCUCCUGCGGAUUGCCACCAAGAACGACCAUCUGGAGGUACCGACAGAAGAAUCUAAGCGCGCCGAACAUGCGAACAAGGUCCUGCAGUCCAAGCUUGGUUGCGAUAUCCUCCUCAAUUCACACGGACUCAUAUUUCCGAUACAUUCGGCCUGGGCGCUCGGUGGUCCAAAUGCAGACUGGAUGUUGAAAUGUCUUUUCCAGGGCACCCCAGAGCAUCCGUGCGAGAUACCUUUCCCCGGAUUUUCUCCAAUCGUCGUGGACCGUUUCGUCAACUUCCUCUAUCUCCACGAAUAUCAGCGCCAUAUCGAGACGGAAGUGUCGGAUAUCGCGCACGCAGAGAACAGGCCUGGUUCACCCUAUAUCGACCUCACCCGCGAUAUGAAGUCGGUGCGAUUCGACCUGGAGAUGGUAAGGUUCGCGGAGUUCCUGGAAUACCCGGCCUGGAUCGACGCCGCGCACGUCAGGUUGGUAGAACAGCUCCUGUCCAAAGGUGACUUUCCGCCAACGGCCAUGAAGGACUUUGUAGAGUGGAUAUAUGGUGCUGGCAAGAUCUGUGAGGACAAAAAGGGCUCGCUUAAACAACUAAUUGUGGCGGCUACCUUCGUGCACGGGAGCAAGUCCUGGGAAAAGGAUCAGCGUGACGAGUUUGUCGGCCUUGUUCAACACCAGGAAAGCUUUGUUAAGGAUAUGGCAGCAGCGACGCUAGCGCUAGAGCAGGCAGGAAAGUCUUCUUGA